AAAGUUACCGCUGAGUUUAUUAUUUUUACCGUGAACCUCAUAAAAUAAUAUUAAUUUGGUGUCUGUUUAAUGGAAUUUUUACUCAAAGUUAUUGAAUUCUUUUAUUUCGUAUAGCUCGUCACGAUGUCGAAAUAUCCAAUUCAGUUGCCCCCUGAAAAUACAGUUGGUCUCAUGCCGCUUAUCAAUGCCCUCGUGAAACCCCCUGAUCAUUCUGAGAUGCCAAAGGCUACCACCAAGAAGUUAAACUCAUAUUACCGAAAACCUGGUCGGGGUCAUAACAAUGAUAUUUGUUACUACUGUAGUGAAGGAGGAGAUUUGAUAUGCUGUGAUCGAUGUCCGUCAAGUUUUCAUUUGGGAUGCCAUGACCCUCCCCUAGAUGAAGAGGAAAUACCAAAUGGCAUCUGGAUUUGUAACACAUGUAAGAGGAAAGAUAAUAGCAAUAUGAAAAGUUCACCAUAUGACAUGACUUCUUCGGGGGAAAUCAAAUUAAAGAAUCAGAAAACUUCUACUAGUCUACGUAGGAAACUGUCUACAAUAACCACAAUCAAAGACGAAGAAAUGGAGCGAUUUGCUCAUCUACCAGAAACCCGUAAUGUACAAACUCCCUUGGAUCAUUUGAUCAGAGCAGCUCGGAUGUUGAACCCAAGACAGUUUGAACUUCCCAAGGACAUAAGCAUGAAUUUUCCGUUUCCUGGAACUGAUAAACAAGAUGCAUCUCCGAAGAAUUCCAAUGGCAACAAAAGAGGCCCUAAAAAUCGAAAAUUGCAUGAGCUGGAUGUUCACGGAAUGGUGCCACUACCGGCAAAAACAUGCCACACAUGCGGAAAAUCAUGUCGUAAAGCUCCGCUCAUUUCAUGUGACUAUUGUGAUCUGUUUUUUCAUCAGGACUGUGUAGAUCCCCCCCUAACGGCGCUUCCAACUGCCAUGUGGAUGUGCCCAAAUCACGUGGAACAAUUUGUGGAUUGGAAACUGAUAAACUCAGUGUCAGCUACCGAAAGGAUUCGGCUAUGGAAUAAAUUUAAAUCAUCCAUUGAUCAAGAAACAGUUAAAAAUGAAUUCCUGCGUAAAAUACACCGGCGCAAUCCACCUUUCCGUAUCAAACAAAAGGCAAAGAUACGAGGGCGUUUAACGAUACCACCCAAUAUUAAAUAUCAUUAUGAAAACAGAAUUAUGCUGAUGCCAUCACUUAGAGACUUUUUAAGAAAUGAAAAUAUAGGUCGUUCGUGUAAGUUACCAAAAUGGUCUUACAACGACUUAAAUGUGUUGUCGAUAAUUGAUGUAGAUUUGGAAUUAAUUAGAAAUGCAUCAAUUAAGGUUUCACCCAACAAAAGCAACAGUGAUCAUGAGAUUACAGAAAACUGUUCUGACUCAGAAGUAAAAGAAGAGACAAACAUGAUUAUAUCGGGAAACUUGCGAAAAGAUAAGGAAAAAUUAACAGCAACUGAUCAGUUAAAAAGUCUCGAUAAAUCUGUUAUACAUAAAUUAGCCCUCGAACGUUUACAGCAACUUAUUUCAUCUCAAGAUGACAAAAGAAGAGACAAAAAAACAACUGUUGAAGUUCUAUCAGCGUAUCUUGAAAAAAAUGAGAAUGAUCCAUCUAUAAAUUUACCGAGUCAGUUGAUUACUAAAGACGAUAUAGAACGUAUUGCUCGAGAUUUUACAAGCCCAAAAAGGGAAAUCGUGUUGUCAGAAGAGAGGUCGUCUUGCACUAUCAAAGAAAAUGAUAACAAUGCUAAAGGCAAUACGCAAGAUGUUGCAGUAACAAAAAAUAUGUUUGAUUCGAUUUCUCAUGUCGACAUUAGGAUAAGAGCCGUUCUAACACCGGUUUACUUCGACGAAACAGUUGAUUAUUCCCGUUCCAUGUUUAUGCGCUAUCGAAAACUGAGAAUUGGCAGGGGCCAAGGUUGUGACAUAAUGCUGCAGAAGUUUGGAAAAUGUCAGUAUGUUUCUGAAAAACAUGCCGUCAUUUUCUACGAUGAGAUUUCUCAAUCGGCACUGCCAACAGAAACACGAACGAAACACAAGGCCCUCACUCGAGCCCGUACGCGCCGCCCGGUGACGAAAAGAGGGCCGCCUCGAACCAUUCGGAGAGCCGCCGCGCGCUGCAUUGUGAGCCGCUGCGUCCUGUUCUUUGAGCCAAAAGAGAGGCCUCACCCGCCGCUCGAUUAGGACGCGCGAGAGCUAGCCGUGCCUGUUUGACUCGGCCGCUCGCGCAGAUUUCGGAUAGUGCCAGUGAUGUCAACCUUCCAGAUUUUGUCUGGAUCUUCCAGACUUUUUGGACUUUUGCCAGACAUUUUUUUAGGUUUCCAGACUUCCAGACUUUUGGCAUUUCUUCCAGACAAUUCCAGACUUUUGUGUUUGGACAUAAAUUGUUCUAAGAUUCUAUGAAAAUUCAAUUUUGUCAGGGUGUAAUAUGGCAGGAAACAGGGUGGCCACCCAUUCGGGAAAUGCGGGAAAAAGACGGGAUUUGGAAUCCACCGGGAAAAAUGCAGGAAAAAGCCGGGAAUUUCUCCCGAAAAGUCUGGAAUUUUUGGCUCGGUGAAAGUCUGUUCAAUGAAGUUUGAACGAAAAAGGCGAAACAAUUAAAAAUUGAUUCACAGUUGAUCAUCAAUCUCUUUCCGAUUGGCUUCGACCGAUUUCUACCAGGUCGAAAUGGAUCCUCCUACCGUGUUGGAUCGGUUUUGACUAGUUUUAACUUGCUUCAUUGAACAACGGGAAUAACCGUAACGAAAUCGAUAAUCCAGUAUGCUCGUUAUACUCACUCGAGAGAUGUCGAGUCCUAUUAAAACAAAAAAAAGGAAAACAAUCUGUUAUAGAAACUAUUGCAAAUCGGAAGCGAGAGGCGGCCGAGGAGGCGAAACAAUUGAAGCUUCUAUCCGACGCUCAUAGAGAGGAAGUAUGAUGGACGACAAAAUUUGUACUCGGCCAACGGCCAAAUACCGAAUAUUGACCUUUUAAACUAUUCGACCAAACGAAUAUUCGGUCGAAUACUCCAGAGAAUUUUCAAUUAUAAAACCAAGAGCGAUUAUUUCAUUUUCCUUAUAUUUGUUCCAUUGUAAUACCCCUCAUGUUUUGAAUCGAUCAUUUCCAAUCAGAUGAUAUUACCAUAUGAUGUAUUACGAGGUCUUUUUCAGGUAGGGGUUUCUCUGAUAUUCAAAAUGUCUCAAAGAAUUGAAAGGACAUUAGAUGACUUGUCGCUGCUAGGGCUUUGGUUACCAAAGAUAUUUGGAUCUUGUGAAAUCUGGAACAAAACAUGUCAAAGCAGGUGCUAAGCAAUUUGAAAUUGCUUAUUUGAUAUUGAAUAAUAUGAAGGUCGGAUUUGAGCAAAAUAUCUUCAGAAUACUAGUUUCAAAGAACGAUGAUUUUUAACUUACAUAAAAAUACCAUACUUUCCAUCACCCGUUUAUGGUCGGGCAAUUCAGGACGAUUUUUGAAAAAAAUUUAAAAACAAAGGCAAAUCUUAGAAAUCUAGGUCUAGGUAGGUGGAUUUUUGUUUUGUUUCCUGUUUUACAAAAUCGGGAAUUUCAUGUUAACAUGCGGGAAAAAGUCGGGAAAAAUGCGGGAAAUCCAAAAUGGAUUUCGAGUGGCCACCCUGAGGAAAUGAUUAGUAGAACCUAUGAACUAUGAAUUCAAUAAGGGUUCGAAACCUUGGCAAAUGCUUUGAGGAUGUAUGUUAAAUUGGAUGUAUGUUAAACUGAGAGCACGUGACUGAUAUAGUGACAGAAAAAUACUAUUGUAACAUUGAGAUCUGGGGACCAAAAAAAAGGUCGCCACCUUCAAAACUUAGGUGUCCAGACAUUUGCAGAAAUUUCCAGACAUUUUUUAAAAA
This is a messenger RNA of Uranotaenia lowii, 3829 nucleotides long. RefSeq names its product PHD finger protein 12. Gene Ontology annotation, biological process: negative regulation of transcription by RNA polymerase II. Gene Ontology annotation, molecular function: protein binding; transcription corepressor activity. The record is from RefSeq and is a predicted model, not a curated record. Gene Ontology annotation, cellular component: Sin3-type complex; nucleus. The transcript has 7 exons. Lineage: Eukaryota; Metazoa; Arthropoda; Insecta; Diptera; Culicidae. The coding region runs from base 124 to 2169 and encodes 681 amino acids.